CUAAGCAAUAAAUAAACAAAUCGAUGUUGACAUUUAAAUACCGAAGAUCUCCAGAAUUUACUGGAGAACUUUCUCCGGAUAUAUAAAUACUUCCACAGCACUGCAGAGGAAGAGGGGGAAAAUCCAAAUAUUCCUUCCCUAACGUUUUCGUUUCCCUUCCAUUAGCCUCCAAAGUCCACGGGGGCAUGGAUCUUGAACUACUUCUGAUUUCCUAAGAGCACCGACUUUACAAUAGCCUUUUACAGUUCUGUUUUUCUAUUUUGAUGAAAUCCAGCCGGAACCCAAAUAUUUCUUUUCUGAAAUCGAGCAUCAGAAUAGCAAAAAAAUAUUUUCUCCGAGAGCCUAGGGAUGUCCAUGCCUCAAAAGGUGCUGUAUUCUUUGGCGUAUUUCUCUGUUUUCUUUGGCUCUGCUCGUUCGGUGGGGUGUGCAUUUUUAUUGGCAGAGAAGUACAUUUUAGUCUCUGCCCUGUACAAUCCGCUUUCUAUAUCAUCCCUUUCAUGCAACAAUAGUAAAAGUUUAACCACGAUUUUAAAAUAGGUCUCCCUGGGUCUCAGCCUUCAGCGACGGUGCGAAGCGAAAAGGAAAGUAUCUCGGAACUGCAAGCUUGUUUCUAGGGGUUAACAGUAUGUCAAAUAAUUUUAACUAGGCUUCUGGCAAUUAAACUCUACGUAUUUGUCAAGAUGGGGUAGCCCAAUCUGCACUGGUUUUCCAAGUAUUUGGCGGCAGCGUUGAGGCGGAGAGAUCAGCAAACACCCUUUAGCUCCGUGGUCUGCAAUUUAAAGGGCUUUCUGGCGUUGCGAAUGAGGCAAGGGAUGGUUUGAAGGGGGUGAGGAGGGCGAACCUGCGUCCUGGGAACCCGACAUUGCUAACUACCUCCAGCAAAGCUUGGCUGAAGCCGCGCGGGGUAUUUGAGGUUAAUAUGUAAGUAAGGGAAGGAAGACACUAAGCGCUUCGGAAGUGAACAUGAAUGCAAGCAUGUAAUCUAUUCACCAUGAAAAUCAGUACAGACUUGACCCUGGCACAUUCUUCCUAGUUUCAAGAAAAAUCCUGCGGGGUGAGGGCUUUUUAUUUUUCUUUUUUUUUCUUUUUUUUUUUUUUGGGGGGGGGGGAGGCUGUGGGGGAGGGGGUCUUGAGAACUCAAACCGAUCUAAAACAAACUGGUAAAAAAAGAAAAGGGGGGUGGUGGUGGUGAGAAAUAAACCCCCGGUCGGUUCCUUGAGGAGCGUAUCCUGCUCGGCAGCAGCUCUCCGGCAGAAGCCAUGCCUGGAUCUCUGCUGUGCCCUCCGCCCGGAGCCUGCCGUCUGUCCGCCGAGCGCCCCAGCCCGCACACGGCCAGCGGGAAGGUCUCACCCAGCCCUGGGGGGACCGCUAAGGCUGUGCCCCAGCGCCAGCGGGCGCCUCGGUCCAGGCGGCCCGGCCCGGUGCGGGGCUGCGGCAGUGGCCCGGCGGGUCCGUGUCCCCCGGGGCUCCCCCCCGCGCUCGGCUCGCCCCUGGGAGCCGGCGACGAGCUGUUGCUUCCCCCGCGCCGGCCACAAAGGGAGCGGGGCCCGGACCCGCCGCUCGUCAAUGUCAACGUCGGGCCACGUGACCGCACCUCCCUGCCGCCGCCGGGGAGAGCUUUCCACGUCAGCUUACGUCUCCCCAUCUCUUACUUCACGGAUCUGCUUCAAAGAGGCAGCUGCGUUAGAGAAUCAUGUUAAGCUCAGCUAAUGCGGAGAAGCCGAGGUAGCCCUAAUGAUGGAUUUUGAUGAGCGUGUUCCUUGUUCCUCUAACAUGUAUUUGCCAAGUUGUACUUACUACGUCUCGGGUCCUGAUUUUUCCAGCCUCCCUUCUUUUUUGCCCCAGACCCCGUCUUCUCGCCCUAUGACAUACUCCUACUCCUCCAACCUACCCCAAGUCCAACCUGUGAGAGAAGUUACCUUCAGGGAAUAUGCCAUUGAUCCCUCCAGUAAAUGGCACCCCAGGAACAAUCUGCCCCACUGCUACUCAGCAGAGGAGAUCAUGCACAGAGACUGCCUGCCUGCCACCAACACUGCUAGCAUGGGCGAGAUGUUCGGCAAAAACACAGCUAACGUCUACCACCCCAGCAGCAACGUCUCCUCCAAUUUCUAUAGCACAGUGGGCAGGAACGGGGUCCUACCCCAGGCUUUCGACCAGUUUUUCGAGACGGCUUAUGGCACGGCGGAAAACCUGGCCUCGGCGGACUACCCGGUAGACAAGAGUGGCGAGAAGGCGCCCGCGGCCGCCGGGGCGGCGGCGGCAACUUCAAGUUCGGAGGGCGGCUGCGGCAGGGCGGCGGCGGCGGCGGAGAAGGAGAGGCGGAGGCGGCCGGAGAGCAGCAGCAGCCCCGAGUCAUCUUCCGGCAACAAUGAGGAGAAAUCCGGCAGCUCCAGUGGACAACGUACCCGUAAAAAGAGAUGCCCAUACACCAAAUAUCAGAUUAGGGAGUUAGAAAGGGAAUUCUUCUUCAGCGUCUACAUAAACAAAGAGAAACGCCUCCAGCUCUCCCGAAUGCUCAAUCUGACCGACCGCCAAGUGAAAAUAUGGUUUCAGAACAGAAGAAUGAAAGAAAAAAAAAUUAACAGGGACCGAUUACAAUAUUACUCAGCUAAUCCACUACUUUAAAACUCAUAGCGUUUUUCAAGACGAGAUUAAAUUCAGAUUUCGCCCUUGACAAGGUCAAGCCACGGGGUUACAUGGAGGGAGGAGGUGUGUAUCUGAUGGGACUAGAAGAAUCCAAGGUUUUACAUACAUGUAAAUCUACUCUGGAACUUCAAUGAUGAUUUUAUAUAUAUAUAGAUAUAUUUACAUAUCAACUGGAAUCGAUUUGAUUUUGACACACAUGGCACCCAUUUCGGAACGGGCACGUCACCUCUGAGAGCAAAAUCCAUACCUCUUACCUUUCCAGGCACUGCGGCUCACCCUGCUACCGCUUUCGGGGCGCAUAGGCCGUGAGACAACAUCCCUCCGUCCCCGGACUCGCCCAUUCCCGGCUCUCCUUCGCCCCUGGGCGGCUGCGGACCAGGGUCUGGAGAUUGCCAGGUUGAGCUCACCCACCCAGGACCACUGCAGAAUAGAAACUCUGAGAAAUAACCUUCUGUUCUUCCUUAGUGGAAAAAAUGUCUAGGUUAGAGGCAGUGCUCCACUGCCCAUGGGUUUGAAAGGAGAAUUUGAGGGGACACACACAUAACACCAGGAGGGGGGGAUGACAUGCCUACACCUUCACAAGCCAACCGCGAGCAGUUGUAAUACGGAUGUAGUGAUGGUUCCAAUAGCGUUUCCUUUGGGGGUGUGGGGAGGAAGGGGCUAGGGGGAAGAAAGAGGACUAAAUGAAAGACUUAAUUAUUUACUUAAAAAAAAAAAACCAAAAAAACCCACCAGGUAUAAAUUCGCCAUAUAUCGUAAAGAAACAAUCACUGGGAAAAAAAUUUGCAAAUUUUUAGCUCUCGUUUUAUUUAUGACAACUGACUAUGCGUUGCCAUCUUUUCGGAGACAAAUCAUAUUUAAAUGCUAAAAAUAAAACGGGGGGAGAAGUGUGAAUUUAAGCGUUUUAAAAGAAACAACUCCAUAAAGGAAACUAACCUUCUGGCUUCUGGCUCACAAACUUUCUUCAGGAAAUACCUGUGGAGAACGACAGUUUAGCAAAUACCACACAACACUUAAUUGAAACUUGGAGUUGUGCAAUGCACUAACAUUGGAUCAUUAAAAUAACUCCAUCGCAUGUUCGUUUAAAGGUGACUAGCGAGGAGUUUAAACGGAAGCCAAACAAUGUAAAUAUGGUAAUUUUGUUGUUGUCUACUUUAAAUGUCACGAGCUCUACUUUGUCGCCCAGUCGACGUAUGCAAAGAAUGGAGAGUUGUUCGGACUUAUUUUAAAUAUCUAUAAAUAUAUAUAUAUAUUUCCCUGCAGGAACCAAAGCGUGGAAAAAAAAAAAAAAAAAAAACAGGCAAUUUAAAACAAAAAAGGUAAAAAAAAAAAAAGAAAAUAUUUAAAAUUCUAUAUCAGUUUACAAAGGAUACGGUGUUCUAUCGUUAAGGUAAUUUGCUGUUGAGAAUAUCUGAAUGUAUAUUUCAUACAGGAACGGUGUUUUACAAGACUUGUAAAUACUAAAAAAAGAACCCAUGACCUAUUUUGUUCGAAUGCUUUUCUCCCCCUCCCCUUUUUUUUUUGUGGUGGUGUUGUUCCUUUGGGGCUAAAGGGUGUGGGAUUUCUUUACAUGUGCAACAAAGUGGUGGUAAGAAUGUUUUUUGAUUAGUAAAUUUGCCAAAUGGAUGUAAUUUCUUUGUCACGGUUCACGAAAUGCAGUAUCUUUAUAUGACAUCACUGUUUUCAACAUGUAUCAUCUAUAUGUAUAUACAGUUUUCUUUUAAUAUGCGAAAGUAUUUGGUUGCAUGUAUACAGUGGAACAGCGCACAAGGAAAAUAAAAAAAUAGAAACUUUAUAUUUU
Molecule: messenger RNA, 4447 nt
Organism: Strigops habroptila (Kakapo)
Lineage: Eukaryota; Metazoa; Chordata; Aves; Psittaciformes; Psittacidae
Gene: HOXA11
Product: homeobox A11
Exons: 2
Coding region: 1735-2625 (296 amino acids)
Biological process (GO): regulation of transcription by RNA polymerase II; anatomical structure development
Cellular component (GO): nucleus
Molecular function (GO): RNA polymerase II cis-regulatory region sequence-specific DNA binding; DNA-binding transcription factor activity, RNA polymerase II-specific
Source: RefSeq, a predicted model, not a curated record